AUGUCCGGGACGGAAACUCCACCAAGGGCGCUUGGCGACCCUCACCAGGAAAACGUCAAGUUUGUCAUGGGAUCCGACACCGAGAUGGUCUCGAUGCCAGUGCAUUGGAAAAUGCUUUGUGAGCAUCCGGACAUUCUCCGACGGGAACUUGGUUUGUCCUCGGAGAGCUUACAGGUCGGGGACGACAUGACCCGGUCUUUUGACACCCUCGACUGCGAGGCUUCGCUUGUCCUGGCACCCGUCUUGAGACGAUUGGACUCCGCCGUGAGCGCCAUUUCAAAUGAUGUGGUACGUCAACCUGGAAGGAUGCCUAGGGCUUCUGCAGCAUCUGUUGUGCUCGAGCGAGACAGUUUGGAACGUCGUGUCGACACCUAUCGUCGAUGGUCCAGGCUUUUCCGUCAGCUGGGCGGUGACGGCUGGUCUGAAACCGAUUUUGGCCGUUGCUGGGACACGGCUUUGGCUGAUCUGUCGGAGAGUAUGUGGUUGUCCGGUGUGACGACCCCUCGUUCAUGUCUUGCCUCUCUGGGAAUGCAGUGCUUGUGCUGUUCUGCCUUCACUCCUGCCCAGGUGCAGGCCUUGCGUUGCGUGUAUCCACACUUGACAUUGUUGAUGAUAACCGUCAUGGUGCGACCGGGAGACGCUGUAGAGCGGGCCGUGUUGCGACUGGAACGUUUGUGGAAGAGAGUCCGUCACUAUCUGAAGACGGGAGAGGACGACCCUAGCCUGGCUGAACCACCCGCAAACGUAAUGUAG
This is a messenger RNA of Purpureocillium lilacinum, 753 nucleotides long. The record is from RefSeq and is a predicted model, not a curated record. NCBI's taxonomy places the organism in Eukaryota, Fungi, Ascomycota, Sordariomycetes, Hypocreales, Ophiocordycipitaceae.